Cricetulus griseus (Chinese hamster) is the source of this 1197-nucleotide messenger RNA. NCBI's taxonomy places the organism in Eukaryota, Metazoa, Chordata, Mammalia, Rodentia, Cricetidae. The record is from RefSeq and is a predicted model, not a curated record.
AUGCUGUCCGUGCUCCUAAACCUCAUGUGCACUGGCUUCUUCCUCGUCCUGAGGAUGUUGGCACAAGCAGGAAGCCAUGACAAGCCUUCCCUGUCUGCCCAUCCAAGCCCUGUUGUUGUACUGGGGCAGCGUGUGGAACUACAAUGUGACUCUCAUAGUGAGUCUGACUUCUUCAAGCUGUACAAAGAACUCGGAGAUCCUAUUCCUGAGGUCCAUGAAAGACCAUUCGGGGACAAAACUCUCUUGGGCCCUGUUACACGAGCACAUGGAGGAACCUACAGAUGCUAUAAUUACAAUCAUCAGUACAGUAAUGAACUCUCAUCACACAGUGACCCUCUGAAAAUCAUAAUCUCAGGAAUCUACAAGAAACCUUUCCUCUUGGUCCCAUAUAGUAACUUGGUAAAAUCAGGAGAGAAGGUAACCCUGGAGUGCCAUUCAGAGAUUAUGUUUGACAUCUUCAUUUUGACUUCACACAGAAAGAGAAUAAUCAAGGAAUCUUGCCAGCAUUCAGCAGAAUCCCAUCUUGGGGGGUCCCGUGCCAAAUUCUCAAUGUGACCUGUCACCUGUGACCAUGCUGGGUCUUACACAUGUUAAGGUUCUUACAAUCAGACACCAUAUGAAUGGUCUGAAUCCAGUGACCCUGUUGAUAUAAAGAUCACAGGUUUAUACAAGAAACCUUCUCUGUCAGCCUUUAUGGGCCCUGUGCUGAUGUCAGGAGAGAACGUGACCUUGGUGUGCAGCUCUGACCAUCCGUUUGACAUGUUCCAUUUGUCCGGGGAUGGGGUGCCUCGGGGACAUGGACUGCCUGCAGUGCAGAGUCACAAUGGGACAUUCCAGGCCACCUUCCCCCUAUGUCCUGUGACACAGGCAGGGAACUAUAGAUGCUAUGGCUCUUUCAGGAACUCUUCCCAUGCGUGGUCAUCCCCAAGUGACCCUUUGUGCCUUUCUGUCACAGAUAACCACAGGAACCUGCAUAUUCUGAUUGGGCUUUCAGUAACCAUGGUCCUUGUGCUCCUCAUCGUCCUCCUUUACUCUUGUUGCUAUGCCAAAAAGAAGAGGCCCAUUGCUUCUCUCCUCUGCUCCAAUUCAGAAGAAGAAGGUCUUCAUCCAAAGUUGGUUCAAGUGAUUUAUUGGGAGGGAGAAAUCCAGGAGAUUUCUGGAAAUCUGCCUGGGUGGAAAAAGGAAGCUCCCAACUGA